Molecule: messenger RNA, 700 nt
Organism: Sapajus apella (tufted capuchin)
Lineage: Eukaryota; Metazoa; Chordata; Mammalia; Primates; Cebidae
Gene: TMEM256
Product: transmembrane protein 256
Exons: 4
Coding region: 77-454 (125 amino acids)
Source: RefSeq, a predicted model, not a curated record
UGCAUGGGCGUCCGGGAUUGGCUGGCCUCUUCGGUGGCCUAGGAGGCGUUCGUCCUGUGCGUCCUGUUCUACAGUUAUGGCUCGGCCAGCGGCAGCUUUCCGCCGCCUGGGCGCUUUGUCCGGAGCUGCGGCCUUAGGCUUGGCCUCCUACGGCGCUCACGGUCGGGGGCUGGGGACGAAGCUGGGACUGUGCUUGGAGCGUCCUCUGGGGUCUGGUGCAUGGGCGGAACCUGUGGGAAGUCCCCGACCUCAUGUUUAUCUGCCAGCCCGCGGAGCCUUAAGCCUUUUGAAGUCCCCCAGCCGGGUCCAAUUGGUUCCCAGCGCCCAAUUCCCAGAUGCCUACGGAAAGGAGCUCUUUGACAAGGCCAACAAGCACCACUUCUUCCACAGCCUGGCCCUGUUAGGGGUGCCCCAUUGCAGAAAGCCCCUCUGGGUAAUCUUUCCCUGGGCCUAACCCCUCCUCUGGGCUGGGUUACUGCUAGCUUCCGGAACGACCUUAUUCUGCACCAGCUUUUACUACCAGGCUCUGAGUGGAGACCCCAGCAUCCAGACUUUGGCGCCUGCAGGAGGGACCCUGCUACUCUUGGGCUGGCUUGCCUUGGCUCUUUGAGCUUCCUUUUGCUUAAUUACUGGGUUUUCUGGGCAGUUUUUAAAAAAACAGUUGGAGUAAGAAGAGGAUUAAAAAGGAAAGGCAAAUAAA